UGGCAACGGUAAGCAGUAUGGCGGCCAACUAUCUUGAUUUGUAAACAAGUUGAGAAAUUCGGCAAAAAAUAACGGGAUUUCGGGCACAUCUGCACAUGGUAAACCGCUAGGUUUUGUCCACAGAUAUUUGACAUCACUACUGAUAGCUAAAUGUAAAUAUGGCGGCCGUAGGGAUGCAGCCAGAUGUCUUGACAAGGUCUCAAACGACACUUACAGUCGAUAAACCAAGAAUUCCUUUGGUUGCCCACAUAAUAACUGAUGAUGACAUUGGCAUGUUACAGGGAUCCAAGCUACAGCCCAUUAAUUUGGGUAGGGUCAUCAAGUUACUCACAGAUCCACAUUCGGCUAUUUUAUAUGACAGACACGUUAAUUCUCUACAGAGGUUAAUCAGACAUUAUCAAAAUGGAUUUCCUAUGAAAGAUUUGGUUCAAGUAUUUAAAUUAUUAAAUGUUUGUGCUGAUCGUGUAGACCAACAACCACUGUAUGAAUCUCCUAUUAUAGAGAUUCUCAACAUCUGUAGUUUACCUUAUCUUAAAGAAAAAACAUCUGAUGAAAUAGUUUAUGAACAGAUUGUUAUCGAGUCUAUUUCUCAACUAGGUUAUUUAAUGAGAGUACCGAGUAACAAUGUGAGGAAAACCAUCUGUCAGACAUUGAUGUCAUUUUAUUCUGAAGAACAAACCAAACAAAAAGUACAAAAACAUAAAGCCAGUACCAAAGCAUACAAUCAGCGUGUGAUAGAAAAUAGUGAUGUCUCUGAAACAUUAAUAAAGUCUCUGGCUUUAAUGGAGAAUGAUGGAGAUGUGAGACUAAUGGUACUAGAUGUUCUACAGAAAUUGUCCAAGGGAUCAGAGAAGACUUGUAAUCAGAUGUUAUUAGCCGACGGUGCUCGGAGAAUCUGUUCACGAUUAAUGGACCCUGGUCCGAGUGGACAUCUGCUGUUCCAAUCUGUAGAAAUAAUGUGGAAUUUAUUAGAGAAUGGAGACAGAGAGAAUUUAGCUGCUCAAUUAAACAACGUUGUUUGUAUCAGUCAGUUACGUGAUGCAUUUGUUUAUCAGCUGACCCAAGGUUACAGUCAUUAUGAUCGACAGUUACGAAAUGAUUUAAUCACCAUAGCAACCCUUGUUGUCACUCGAUGUCCUGAUUCACCUUUUGUAGAAUGUGGCUUUGCUCGACAGUUGGUUUUAUUUGGAACAUUUCAAGAAGUAAAGAGUCACAAUGCAUUGGUUAAACAUCUAAAACUGAUGACGAAUCAGGAAGAUUUUGAGUUAAAGAAACUGUUGAUGAAUAUAUUGGUCAAGAUGGCCACAGACAGCACCAUGAUUCCUUUGAUGUCUGAAGGUCAUUUAUUAUUGGCGCUAUUUUCCUAUGUUAGAAAUAAUGAGAAAAGCGUGACCCCCAGAGAAUGGACGCCAGCACAGUUUGAAGAAUUACAACUACAUGCGUUAAGUUGUUUGACUAGUCUGUGUCCUGUCAUGAUUGAAGAUUAUAUGACCUGUCAGGGAAACACAAGACUACUUCUAUUAUUAGAAUGGUGUGUUGGACCAGAUGAAUUUUCUGGUCAAGGAAAUAGUUUCCAUGGUACUGGUGGUCGUGGUAACAAGAAAUCUCAGAUGAGUCAAUGUUUACGAUUAUUACGUAGUGUGGUGUCUACAGAAGAUGAGUUGGUGUUACAGGAUAUGGCAGAUCAGGGGGCCAUUAAUCAGUUAAUAGGAAUUUUAAAAACAGCAUUUACGUCAUCCCCUCUAGAGAAUCAUAUGUUUAUUGAUAUCGAGAUGCAGACAGAUAUUUUGAUUAUUUUAUCGUCAUUAUGUGAAGGUGACAUACAUCGUAAGGAAUUGUUUGGUCGAUCUGGUGUAGAUAUUGUUAUAAAUUAUUUAAAAACUGAUUCCCGUUUAUUAAACAGUGGAUUGGGUCAUCAUAGAUUAUUAUUAGCGUCUGUUGAUGCGGCUUGGUGUGCUAUUGUUGGUUGUUUUUUAACAGAAGAUUAUUUUCUAGAGAGAAGUGGAGUGUUUUUAUUGUUUGAUUUGUUAGAGUUAGUACCUAAAUCAAUGUAUAACUUAAUACUUGGAUGUUUAUUGGAUCUUUGUGAAAAUCCUAAAACUAUGAACCAUGUUUUAACGUGGAGAGGAAAAGAUAACUCAACAGCAGCUCAUCUAUUAUGUCAUAUCUGGAGAAAUGAAGACCUGGAUGUUGGAGCAUUAAGAGAAUCUACGGGAGCAAUUGCAGGUAUUGGAAUGAAAUGA
This is a messenger RNA of Patella vulgata (common limpet), 2243 nucleotides long. RefSeq names its product cilia- and flagella-associated protein 69. Gene Ontology annotation, cellular component: non-motile cilium; sperm midpiece. The coding region runs from base 159 to 2243 and encodes 694 amino acids. The transcript is spliced from 16 exons. NCBI's taxonomy places the organism in Eukaryota, Metazoa, Mollusca, Gastropoda, Patellidae. Gene Ontology annotation, biological process: positive regulation of flagellated sperm motility. The record is from RefSeq and is a predicted model, not a curated record.